Molecule: messenger RNA, 432 nt
Organism: Eimeria mitis
Lineage: Eukaryota; Apicomplexa; Conoidasida; Eucoccidiorida; Eimeriidae
Exons: 2
Coding region: 1-432 (143 amino acids)
Source: RefSeq, a predicted model, not a curated record
AUGCGCAAAGUUCAACUUUUCUUACCGCUUUCCGCGGUGCUGUUGACCACCGUUCUCGCUGCGAACGGCUCAAAUGAAACAGCAGACGUUUCAGUCCAAACCGUUUAUCCUGAUAACCAGAAUGAUGAAGCAACUUUGGAUUCCAAGGGUGGCAAUACCCCCGCGGACACGCGUAGGCGCGACGCGGCUGCCCUACUCCUCCUCACAGCUGUGGUAGCUGGUGUCUUCUUCGCUGUACAGACCUUCACGGCAUCCAAACCCACGAAGCCGAGUGUUACUGAAGUCCCUUUGGAGCGCCCUCAUGUACCAGAGGAGGAAGUCCCUCUGGUGAACCAGUUGUCCUUGAGCAUGCUUCCAUGUCGUGACAACAUCCUGAGGAGAAUGCUCAUGUCUUUUCUAGACGAGUGCAAGAUUUCCGGCGGCUGCAGGUGA